AGCUGGUCAGUGGAAUAUUGUCCGUUAUCCGCGAUUUUGGGAUUAGAGAAUCUCCCCAUCGCAAAUCCGACGUGCAGAGACAUCACGGUUGUCAUUCUCAACCACACUAAAGAUGGGCUAGAUCUCGAUCCUGAGUCUAACACCUCUACUGUGGACAGUGGGAGCCCGCAGACUCUCUACCACCUGAGUCGAUCGGCCCCGGAGGAAAGUGUACUAUGGCAUUGCAAAUCAACGGGGAUGAGACGGGGCGUUGAUGGAUCGGUCACGUACAGGAUGUCAGGCGCAGUGCCUCAUGAUAAAGUUCGAUUCUGCUGGAAGAUACGCUACUUCGGAAUAAACCACUACGAAACGGCGGCUACACGGGAUGGGUAUAUAGUCAGAGUGGUUGUAUUUGUCUUCUGAAAGGUCACACCAUCGCAUGAUCGAAAUUGAAUUUACCUAAGGAUUUUAGCUGGCAUACUGGACUCAGACACCGUAGUAUUCAGCUUAGAUGAAUUAGGAAUGGAUGAUGCGAAC
Truncatella angustata is the source of this 516-nucleotide messenger RNA. RefSeq lists its product as uncharacterized. The record is from RefSeq and is a predicted model, not a curated record. The annotation marks the transcript as partial. The transcript is spliced from 2 exons. NCBI's taxonomy places the organism in Eukaryota, Fungi, Ascomycota, Sordariomycetes, Amphisphaeriales, Sporocadaceae.